Molecule: messenger RNA, 4324 nt
Organism: Drosophila persimilis
Lineage: Eukaryota; Metazoa; Arthropoda; Insecta; Diptera; Drosophilidae
Exons: 2
Coding region: 50-4135 (1361 amino acids)
Source: RefSeq, a predicted model, not a curated record
UAGGAUUAAAGAUGCUCUCUCUGGCCAGAGACAUUUAAUAUCAUCCAAAAUGGCUGCAUCCAUAUAUGCCACCCCACCGCCAGAUCUGAGCAGCGAGGACACUGCUCUCUCCGAUGUCUCCAACUCGUCGACACUCAACACGAACCGAGGCAGCAACAACAGCAACAAUACCCAUGAAGCCACAAGAGCAACAGCAACAGCAGGAACAGGAGCAGGAGCAGCAGCAGGAGGAGACGGAACCAUUUCACCCACGGAGCAGUUGGUCAAGGGGCAGGAGCAGGAGCAGGAGCCGAGGCCGAAGCCAGCGGGAAGCAGCACAAAUGAGGCAGACAAUGCCGAAGACGAUAUUGAAACGGAAACGGGAGAGGGAAAUGGAGAUAGAGUGGAGGAUGGAACGGGUGUGGAAGCAGCAGCGGAAACGGAAGAGGGGGCCACCAUGGCGGCCAUGGCAGCGACGGCGGCAGCGGCAGCCAAUGCGGCAGCCAUGCAGCUGCAGCUACUGGAAGCCCUCAGCGAUGCGGCCAAGAAGCGACGCAAGCAGCACAAUCCCAUUCGCCUGGAGGCCCUCAACCUCAGCGGAGGCGAAGGCGAACCACCAGCAGAGAUCGAGGAUCGCAGGAAGGACACUGCCACUCGGGUAGACUACGAGGAGAAGCUAUCGAAGAUGUUCCUGCCCAAGUCGAUGGAGAAACUGAAGGAGACCUUCGAGCUCCUGCAGCAGCACAAGCAAGAGGAGCCCGAGCAGAAUUCAGAUCCUUCCAGCGAACACAUAUCAGAGGACAAGCAUCAGCAUCAGCAUCAGCGGCGGAAUCCGUAUCAGACCUACUGCAAGCAGUGCGGCGAGAAUUUCGAGACCGAGUUCAAGCUCAGCCUCCACAUGCUGCAGGACCAUCGUGACGGAGAGAAUCAGGAUCAGGAUCGGGAUGGGAACGAACCCAUGGACUUUCUCAGCUCAAUCAAGGUGAAGCUGGAGCGGGAGGAGAGCCCCAAUCAGAUGCAGGAACAUAUGCAGAUGCAGUUGGACCACGACCUGUCCAAUGGCCAUGGCAAGGAGCAGGAGCAGGAACAGGAGCAGGAUCACUGGUUCCGUGCCAUGGCCCAGCAACAGCAGCAUCAUUCGCAUGGCUCGGCCCUGGCGCCCGCCUUUCCCUUUCCACCAGGCAUGGGUCCCGCUGGAUAUCUGCCGCUCCUCGGCAUGUCGGGAUUCCCCGGCGUGGAUGGAUUGAAUCGUCCACCGUUGCGGAUCUUCAAUCCGGAGGCCUACUGCGAGCUGUGCAACAAGGAGUUCUGCAACAAGUACUUCCUCAAGACGCACAAGGCCAACAAGCAUGGGAUCUUCGAUCCCGUGGGAGAGCCCCCAUCCAAUACUUCCAACAACAACAACAACAACAACAACACUACAAGCAGCAACAACAACAGUAACAGUGGCAGCUCCAUGAGCCACAUGUUCCAGCUACAGAGGGAGGCUCAGCCACCGCCGAGUGUGGCUCAGAAAACGGAUCAGUCCGCGGCCGCACCGCCGGCGGCCACGAUUCACUGCGACAUCUGUUCGAAGCGAUUCACCAACAUCUUUGCCAUGCGACGCCACCGAGCCAAGCAGCACGACCAAGCCGCUGACUCGUCGCCAAACUCCCAGCCUGGCCAGUCGCGACGCGGCAGUCCCAUUGAGUCGUCGCCCCAGAUCCAGUCCCUGACGCACCAGCCCAUCAAGCAGGAGACCCAGGCAGAGGUGGACAUCCCUAAGCCCUUUCAGCUGCCCGAGGGAUUCCGCGAGGACUUCUCCUUGGAGCAGGAGGAGGUGAACUUUGUGCCGCCGCCCCGAAAGCUGCCGUCGCACCUUCAGCAGCAGGCCAGGGAGUCCAACCUCAGUGCAGAGAAGCUGCGACGUCUAGGCGUCCAUUUCCCGGAGUUCUACUGUGAGAUGUGCCACAAGGAGUACGCCAACAGGUACUUCCUGCGCACCCACAAAUGGAAGCGGCAUGGGAUUUUCGUGCCCCCGGAGGAUUUGCCACAGAUUGGCAAGGACGAGGCACAGUUAAGUGGCUGGCCGUUUAUGCCCCUGAAUCUGAUGCUGGCCAAGGCAGCGGCCGCCGCUUCGAUGGAACAGACAGAGGCAGACCAGGAGCCUGAGCAGGAGCCAGAGCCCGAGCAGGAGCAAGAUCUGAUCGAACAGCCCAGCAAGCGGAUCAAACUGGAACCUGACCUGGACGAGGAGAAGCUAAACGGGUCCGUGAUGGGGCUGCAGAACCUCCAGAAGUUGCAAUCGAUGCUGCAGCAGCUCAACGACAUCAACGGGAAGAGACCCCUGCCAUGCCACCUGUGCGGCCGGGAGCUGGAGAACCAGUACGCUCUACGAGCGCAUCUUAUGACGGAGCACGCCGCCCAGAUGCAGCUACCGAUGCAGAUGCCUCUACAGAUGGCACCCAUGUCCAUGCCACUGCCCGAACAGCAUCCGCAACAGCUGCCUCUGCACGCCCUCUAUCAGCAGCAGGCAGCACCACAAACGCCCCCGAACGGAGGGGCUGGAGGAGCCAGAUCCUCGCCAGGCAGUGGCGAGGAAUUCAAGCAACAUAUCGCCGAGGCACACAUACCCAGGGGAGCGACCGCUCCGAGUGGGAGUCCACUGCGCGAGGGCUUCUACACGCCUGAGCGUCCGGUGGCACCACCCGCAGGCGCUGGCAGUGUCCCCGUUCCGCCACCGAAUCGGCCGGCCUACACGAUAACGCCAACGAGCAGCUACUGCGAGAUCUGCAACAAGGAGCUGUGCAACAAGUACUUCAUGAAGACCCACAUGCAGCGGAUGCACGGCAUCGAGAUCGAGAACGGUGCCCAGAUCGGGGGCGUUGUGUGCAACAUCUGCAACAAAGAGCUGUGCAGCAAGUACUUCCUGCGCGUCCACAAACACAACACGCACGGCAUAAUCGAGGAGGGCUCGCCCCUGCCGCAGCCGCGAGGACAGAACGGCGUCAAGCUAGAGGCGGCGGCCGCAGCCGCAGCGCAACAGGCUCCGCCAACACAGCCGGAGCAGGAGCUGAAUCUGACUCCUCCCGCAGCACCAGGCGGAGAGACCAACUCCGGCAGUGGCCACGAGGUGUGUCCGCUGUGUGCGCGACAAUUCCGCAGCUUCAAGUGGCUCCGCUCGCAUCUGAUGAACGAACACGGACCGGCCGGAGUGGAGCGGCUCAGGGAGCUGGAAGCCACGCAAGCAGCUCCGCCGCCGGCUCCAUCCGCGCGCAGCAAGCCCAACAGUCCUACGCUCAAGAUACCCAAUGGGAGCAACAGCAGCAGCAAUGCUCCAUCUGUAACGCCAUCCGUGGGCGCUGGCAAUCCUCCACCCAAUCUCGCCCAGGCUCUACAGAAUCUUAAUGCGCAGCAUCUUUUCGGACAGAUGCAGCAGCAGCAGGGGCCCAAGGGUAUGCAGGGCAUGCCACCAAUGCCACCUCUGCCCGGGAUGUUCGGGGAGCAAGCGCCACGCUUCAAGGAGUACCAGUGCUCCAUGUGCCCCUUCACCACGCCGUACUACGCAUUCCUCUUCAUCCACGAACGCUCGCAUGCCCUACUCAAUAGUGCCGAUGGGGUUGAGGCUUCUUUGGAAGCGCCACCGCCACCCCCAGCAGGACGCAGUCAAGGCAAGUCCCGCAGCAAGUCCAGUCGGGUGGCAGCAGCUCCGCCAGCUGUAGAAGAAGCUGAUCUCCACGUGGAACCCACCAACCUAAGCACCUCCAAGGCCACAACCCUCCAGAGAACCCACUCUCCUCCACAACACACACCAGGAACUCCCUCACCGAAGGCCACGGGCCGCUCCCAGUCGCCGAUGGCCGCAUCCAAGAACCGCUCACCGAAUCCAGGACGUCGCUCCUCCAAGUCCAUCACACCCAACGGGAUCGGAGGCGGCCAUCGGUCGGCCGCCACCUCGCCCUUUGAGGUGUGCAGCGAUCUGGCCAACGGCACCGGAAAGCCGGCAAGCUACGCUCAGCCGGAUCGGGCCGAAGAAGCAUAUCAGAUGCAGGCUUUCCAUCUGCAGCCAGCCGAUCCCGACUCGGAGAUGCAGUUUGCCCCGGCUCUGGUUUAUCUGCCCGUGAGGGUGCGGGCCUCGGAGUCGGCCACGUUGAGCUUCAGACUAACACCAGCCUAAGGACAAGGACGGGGAAAUGGAAAUGCAACCCCAUUUUACAGUGUUGCCAGCGUAAGUUCAACCCAAAAUACAACCCUGAUACAUUUAUCGAGAUCCUCCAUGAAACGAAAAAAUUAAAGCUAAAGUGACAGAUAACAGAAAAGAAAAUAAGAGUUAGGAACAUGAACAAGAGACAAAAUAGUGGAACUA